CGCUUGGGAUGCUCCUGCCUUUUGGCCACUGAGUUGCGCUGCCCUGGACACUCGUAUGCAGGUCUGUGUGUGGACAUAAGUUUCAGUCUCUCGGGUGUACAGCUAGGAGUGGAAUUGCGGCGUGAAACUGCAGGGCCACACGGUAACUAGGCUUUUGGGGGACAGUUACCGCUUGACUUUGAAAUCUAGGUUUGUACAGACAUACGAGGGCGUGUGUAUUUAUGUUGAAAGUAGACGCACGUGUUAGAGGCCAUCUCCCUGUGAGCAUGCAGAUGCUGGUGUCAGGCUGGGAGGAGGCAGACGGACGCAUUCCCCACGUGAGGACCAAGCAGAAGUGGAGGCGAAAGCCAGCGUGGGCUGACCGUGGAGUGGCCCCAUUGUGCACGCGCGCAGGCGCUGCUGGGAUGGGAUGGGGCGACCUCGGGGUGUAUGGAGAGCCCUCCAGAGAGACCCCAAAUUUGGACCGGAUGGCUGCCGAAGGGAUGCUUUUCCCAAACUUCUAUUCUGCCAACCCUCUGUGCUCACCAUCCAGGGCGGCACUGCUCACAGGACGGCUGCCCAUCCGCAAUGGCUUCUACACCACCAACGCCCAUGCCAGAAACGCCUACACGCCGCAGGAAAUUGUGGGCGGUAUCCCAGACUCGGAGCAGCUCCUGCCGGAGCUUCUGAAGAAGGCCGGCUACGUCAGCAAGAUCGUCGGCAAGUGGCAUCUGGGUCACAGGCCCCAGUUCCACCCCCUGAAGCACGGAUUUGAUGAGUGGUUUGGAUCCCCCAACUGCCACUUUGGACCUUAUGACAACAAGGCCAGGCCCAACAUCCCUGUGUACAGGGACUGGGAGAUGGUUGGCAGAUACUAUGAAGAAUUUCCGAUUAAUCUGAAGACGGGGGAAGCCAACCUCACCCAAAUCUACCUGCAGGAAGCCCUGGACUUCAUUAAGAGGCAGGCACGGCGCCACCCCUUCUUCCUCUACUGGGCUGUCGACGCCACGCACGCACCCGUCUAUGCCUCCAAACCCUUCCUGGGCACCAGUCAGCGAGGGCGGUAUGGAGAUGCCGCCCGGGAGAUUGAUGACAGCAUUGGAAAGAUGCUGGAGGUUCUCCACGACCUGCACAUCGCGGACAACACCUUCGUCUUCUUCACAUCGGACAACGGCGCUGCCCUCAUUUCCGCCCCCGAACAAGGUGGCAGCAACGGCCCCUUUCUGUGUGGGAAGCAGACCACGUUUGAAGGAGGGAUGAGGGAGCCUGCCCUCGCGUGGUGGCCGGGGCACAUCGCUGCAGGCCAGGUGAGCCACCAGCUGGGCAGCAUCAUGGACCUCUUCACCACCAGCCUGGCGCUUGCGGGCCUGACACCGCCCAGAGACAGGGCCAUUGAUGGCCUCAAUCUCCUCCCCGCCCUCCUGCAGGGCCGGCUGAUGGACAGGCCCGUCUUCUAUUACCGCGGUGACACACUGAUGGCGACCACCCUCGGGCAGCACAAGGCUCACUUCUGGACCUGGACCAACUCCUGGGAGAACUUCAGACAGGGCAUUGAUUUCUGCCCUGGGCAGAACGUUUCAGGGGUCACCACUCACAACCUGGAAGACCACACGAAGCUGCCCCUGAUCUUCCACCUGGGACGGGACCCAGGGGAGAGGUUCCCCCUGAGCUUUGCCAGCGCUGAGUACCAGGAGGCCCUCAGCAGGAUCACCUCGGUCGUCCAGCAGCACCAGGAGGCCUUGGUCCCCGGGCAGCCCCAGCUCAACGUGUGCAACUGGGCAGUCAUGAACUGGGCACCCCCGGGCUGUGAAAAGUUAGGGAAGUGUCUGACACCUCCAGAGUCCAUUCCCAAGAAGUGCCUCUGGUCCCACUAGCACCUGCGUGGACCCAGGUCAGGCCUGGAAUCUCCGGUUGGCUCUGCAAGUGCCCGGGGGGAGGACGGCUCUGGCCUCGGUGCUCUCCCGACCCUGCCCAGGCCAGACAGACGGCACCUGCAGACACGGGGACUGCACGACUCCACCUGCCCAGGACCUGACCCUGGAGUGUGCUCGGCCCUCCUCCUCGCCCACGGCGCCUCAGAUCUCAGGACCCUCCUCCUCGCCCACGGCGCCUCAGACCUCAGAACACUGCCAUCUCACGCUUUUUGUGAACCCCAAAUAUCUGAGACAGGUCUCGGUCAAUUUAGAAAGUUUAUUAAGUUUAUUAAGGAUGCGCCCGUGACAGCCUCAGGAGGUCCUGGAAACACAUGGCCGAGUUGGCUGGGGGUACAGUUUGCCUUUACAUCUUAGGGAGACGUAAGAUCAGUAUGUGUAAGACGUACAUUGGUUCGGCCAGCCUUCCACUGAAUACAUGAUCGAGUCUGGCCCAGUGAAUCCGCAUUUUUAUGUUAACAAUAAGGGAGGGGAGCGAUCAGAUAAGCGUUUGUCUCAGGGGAGCCCCAGAGGGGUGACCUCCAGUUCCGUCUGUCCUUUGUCCACAAGGAAUUUCCUUGGGCACUAAUUAUGAGGGAGGCAUGUAGUCUUUAUCAUUGCAGCUAUGUUAUUUAGAAAUAAAACAGGAGGCAGGUUUGCCUAAUUCCCAGCUUGA
Messenger RNA from Rhinopithecus roxellana (golden snub-nosed monkey), 2565 nucleotides. It is a transcript of the gene GALNS, whose product is annotated as galactosamine (N-acetyl)-6-sulfatase. Gene Ontology annotation, molecular function: N-acetylgalactosamine-6-sulfatase activity; arylsulfatase activity. The transcript has 14 exons. NCBI's taxonomy places the organism in Eukaryota, Metazoa, Chordata, Mammalia, Primates, Cercopithecidae. The coding region runs from base 222 to 1853 and encodes 543 amino acids. The record is from RefSeq and is a predicted model, not a curated record.